AUGGACAAGGUCGAUAGCCUCGUGGAGCGGGCACGUUGCCUGGCUUUGCACCAGAUACAGCCCGUGGACAAAUUCCAUGAAACUCUCGACGGUCACUUGCAGAAAAUUUAUGAUUCGAUAUGCAUCUCCGAUCAAUCAAGAAGUGAGUUCCUCAGAACGGUUGAAAAGGAACCUGGCCCUGCUGCUCAGCCAACUGCGGACCCUCUGGUCACGGUGGAUGAUUUCCGCGCGUACAUGAAGAAUUCAACUUCUUGCGCUCAAGCAGCUGUGAAGGAUCUAGAUCUAUCGGCUCCUAUUUCGGAUUACUUUGUGUCCUCAAGCCAUAACACCUAUUUGACCGGCAAUCAGUUGUAUAGCGAGGCAGCCGCAAGUGCAUACACAUCGGUUCUUCUGCGUGGCUGUCGCUCUGUUGAAAUUGAUGUAUGGGAUGGAGAGUCUGACGACUCAGACUCGAGUGACAGUGACACCAGCGAUGACAGUGACGAUAAUGAGAAAACGCCCAGUCCCAGCAUCAAGCAGCGAAUCAUGUCAAAGAUUGAAACUCAAGAGAAGUCUGCCAGUCGAGUCCCUCAAGCAGUUUCGACAAGGUUGGGAGAUGCCCUGCGCCGAAAAACCGCCACAGCUUCGGUGACGGCCCCCAGCGAAGAGGCAUUCCCAAACCAAAAGGCUAUCAAAGGCGAACCGAGGGUCUUGCACGGGCACACCUUGACGAAAGGAACUUCGUUCCGUGAAAUCGCAUAUGCUAUUCGAGAUAGUGCCUUUGUGGCGAGUAAUCUACCGGUUAUCAUCAGCUUCGAAGUCCACGCAUGCUUGGAGCAACAACAAAUCAUGGUCGAUAUUAUGAGAGAGGCCUGGAAAGGCCUUCUGGUGGAGCUCUCACCGAAUGUCGAAGCAGAUAAACUACCAUCUUUGGCAGAAUUGAGAAGGAAGAUCUUGAUCAAAACAAAAUCUAUUCCUUUGACUCCGACUGAAGAGAAGGAAGAACCACUAGUACCUUUGGAAUCUGAGGAAUUAAGUGGUCAGUCUGGCGUUGUACAGCCGCCCGUCAAGCCAGUCAAAGUCCUCGAGGCCUUGGCCAAGAUGGCUAUUUACACGCAAGCGUAUCGCUUCAGUCACUUUGAGCAGCCAGGUGCGAGUCUGUGGUUUUCAAACGAUGCUCCCUUCAUACUAAUACCCCGACCAGAGGCAAAAAUUCCGGUGCAUAUUUUCUCCUUGUCCGAAAAGGCAUGUCGCGAGGCUCACGACAACCAUCGCGAAGCACUUUUCGAACAUAAUCGAUCGUCCCUGAUGCGUAUCUACCCAUACGCGUUCCGAGUCAACUCGUCUAACCUUGACCCAUCUUUCUGCUGGCGCCGCGGCGCACAGCUUGUGGCGCUGAACUGGCAAAACGUAGACAAAGGAAUGAUGCUCAAUCAUGGAAUGUUCUUCGGCACACCGGGCUGGGAGAUGAAGCCAUCAGGGUAUCGAAGCUCGGAGCCCUCCCCGGUCAUCAUCUGCCGGCGCACACUCGAUUUGAAGGUAGAAGUUUUUGCAGCACAGGACUUGGCUUUGCCGCCAGGUAAUAGGAAGGAAAGGAAUUUUCGCCCCUAUGUGAAUUGCCAGCUGCACGUCGAAGAGCCCGAAGGCCCAGUCGUUACUGGUCGCGAGGAUGCCAGCUCAGACUCCGAGAAGAGCAGCUAUCGGCGCUGCACGAAGAGCUCAAGUGGUCGAAAUCCGGAUUUCGAGGGACAAACACUGGCCUUCCCUACCAUAAAAGGAAUUAUUGAAGAUUUGAGCUUUGUCCGAUUCAAAAUCAAGGACGACGAAAUUGGCCGGGACUCGUUGGCUGCCUGGGCAUGCAUUCGACUCGACCGAUUACGCGAAGGGUUUCGACUCGUCCACCUUCAUGACCGCACAGGAGAGAAGACAGGGGGUAUUCUAUUGGUUCAUAUCAAGAAGCAGGUAACCGAGUAA
This is a messenger RNA of Penicillium macrosclerotiorum, 1953 nucleotides long. RefSeq names its product putative phosphoinositide-specific phospholipase C. Gene Ontology annotation, molecular function: phosphatidylinositol-4,5-bisphosphate phospholipase C activity. NCBI's taxonomy places the organism in Eukaryota, Fungi, Ascomycota, Eurotiomycetes, Eurotiales, Aspergillaceae. The coding region runs from base 1 to 1953 and encodes 650 amino acids. The transcript is spliced from 3 exons. Gene Ontology annotation, biological process: phosphatidylinositol-mediated signaling; lipid metabolic process. The record is from RefSeq and is a predicted model, not a curated record.